AUGAAGCGACCACGUCGCUCGUUGCUGCUUGGUUUGCUUGUUUUGGUGUGCUCAAUGCCGCAGGGCUUUGCGCCACCGCCGGCGGUCGGAGUAGGCACUCUGUUGGCGUCAUCCACAGCCUUUCUUGGCUUUGCUGUGACUGCUCUGAAAGAAAGCACCCAGACGCAGGUGACUGCUCUCAAAGAAAGCACCGCGUCGCAGGUGACUGCCAUUGAGAAGAGGGUGGAGGCUGUCGAGACGAAGGCUGACAUUCAGUUUGAAGCCCUCACCAAGAAGAUUGACGCCCUCACCAAGAAUGACGAAGCCCUCAGCAAGAAGAUUGACGCCCUCACCAAGAAUGACGAAGCCCUCAGCAAGAAGAUUGAGAUUGGGCACUAUCCAUCGGUGAUCGCAUGGAUGGAGGAGACCUUCGUCGCUGAUUUCUACAUGGUGGCGGGCGACUACAAUGCAGAUGGAAGUUAUUUCGACGAGGAUACAGAGUGGACGGCCAUCUUAAGCAGCAUCACCAACUACACCUUGCUGACCGGGAACGAGCUGGACACCACCUUGGCCCUGAGCAGCAACAGCUACGAUCGGAUUAUUGCCAGUUCUAGCCUUCAGGCCUCGGGAACUGCUGCAUACAUUUUGGAGAAUCACGUGAAUCUCUCAGGCGUCUUCGAUCAAGGCUGUCAAGAUGGCUAUAUCAACAGCGAUGUGUGCACUGCGGACCCGCUGGAGUGGCACGAGGUGGCCAAAGAGUUGUCGGAUCACUAUCCUGUGGAGCUCUGCAUGCAUUUGAAUGGCACCUGCGACAGCUGCGCGGCGGCUACCACUACUGCGGCACCGCUGGUGGCGGAGAGCUGCCAAGUGGUGGGCUUCCAAGCGGACAAUCCCGAUGAUUUCGGGAUCCUUUUCCUGGACUCCAUUCCUGCUGGCUUCGUCGUCUAUUUGACGGACAAAGGGGUUCUGGAAGACGGCAGCCUCCGCAGUGGAGAGGGCAUUCUGCAGUUUUCGGGGGAGGUGCCGGCAGGGGAGGUGUUGUUCAAAGACAACUUCACCAGUUCUUCAGGUACCUUCUCCUUGUCCACCAGCGGAGAUCAAGUCUUAGUCUUCUCGGGCUCUGAGGCGAGUCCCAGCUUUUUGUGUGGCCUCAACUUUGGCAGCAGUUGGCAAUCCACCGCAGAUUCCUCCAGUACCAGCGCAAUCCCACCAGGCUUGGAGUCUGCUUUGGCCCUGACCCAGGCAGAAAAUGCAGCUUAUGUGGGCAACACUACUGGGACAGCUCAGGAGCUCCUGUCACGACUCCAAAACAGCGAGAAUUGGCAGUCAGACAACAGUCCAGUGGCAAUUCCGCGUUCUUUCGUGCUCCUGCCCGACCCUGUGACAUCGACCACUACAAGCACCAUCACAGCUACAAUCACCGCUACCAGCACAGCUACAACCACAGCUACCAGCGCAGCUACCAGUACAGCUAACGGCACAGCUACCAGCACAGCUACCAGCACAGCUACCAGCGCUGCCAUCAUUGCUACGCUCACAGCUACCAAUGCUGCUACCAACACUAGUGCAACUUUCACCACCACCUCUCCAGUUGAUCCUGUGACAUCGACCGCAACAAGCACCAUCACUGCGACCAUCACCGCAGCUGCAAGCAUCACUUCCACUUCCACUACCACCUCCACCGCAUCAGCUGAGAGACCAAUCGCCGUGGGCGGAGGGUCUUCGCAUGCGCUCCCAACACUCGCCUUGCUCCUGCUCCUCUUCCGCUGA
This is a messenger RNA of Cladocopium goreaui, 1749 nucleotides long. The record is from the annotation of a GenBank genome assembly. NCBI's taxonomy places the organism in Eukaryota, Dinophyceae, Suessiales, Symbiodiniaceae.